Molecule: messenger RNA, 2086 nt
Organism: Acanthopagrus latus (yellowfin seabream)
Lineage: Eukaryota; Metazoa; Chordata; Actinopteri; Spariformes; Sparidae
Product: probable assembly chaperone of rpl4
Exons: 11
Coding region: 155-1411 (418 amino acids)
Biological process (GO): cell division
Molecular function (GO): protein binding
Source: RefSeq, a predicted model, not a curated record
UCCGUAGCAUCCACCCAGUCAUUGUUUUGAGCAUGCGCAAUACAUCCUUGUCAGCUCAACUACACUUGUCUCCACGCGUGUGAAACAUUCACACUUUGGGAAAAGUCUGUUUUGAAGACAGAAAUUGGAGUUAUAAAACGUAUAUUUCAGCACUAUGGGAGGACAGGCAAAGGGCAAAAAGAAAAGCAAGCCGAAGAAGAAAGACAACCGCCCAAACAGAGAAUCGGGUAUUGUUGGAUUGACACCCCAGCAAAGAAUGAAAGUAAGAAUGCACGAGAAAGCCAAGAAGAAGACAGCUGAGAAGUACUCUGUGCAACAACUUCUAGAAAAGACAGAGGAAUGCAUGGACACAUUUGACUUUGAGAUGGCUGGUCUUUUCUGCCAGCGAGCUCUGGAUGUGGAGUCUGACAACCUGCAAGCUCUGGACAUGCUUGGACACAUCUGCUCUGAACUAGGAAACACACAGAAAGCCAAGGAAGCUUUUCUGCGUGCAGUCGAGCUGAGCCCAGAUGAGGGCCACAGUAAAUACAUGUACCUGGGACAAAUCCACACAGGUCAGGAGGCUGUGGACUACUACAUGAAAGGAAUACAAGUCGUGCUUUCUGCACUGGACAAACAAGCACAGACCACACAGGCUCAGGCUGGAGCUGCUGCCUCACCAGAUAAGGACCCUCAGCUCCCCACAGCGAAGGAUGUUUGCAUAGCGUACUGCUCCAUCGCCGAGAUUUACCUUGCAGACCUCUGCAUGGAAGAGGGAGCUGCAGACAAGUGCAAAGAGUUCAUUGAGCGAGCAUUACAGUAUCACUAUGACAACCCUGAGGCUCUACAGCUCAUGGCCAGCUACCUGUUCAGCACAGAGAGAAACGAGGAAGGCAAGGAAUACCUGUUGAAGAGUGUUGGAUUGUGGCUACCUGCCCAGAAGCAGAGUGCAGCCUCCUCUAGCACAGAGGACGACGUGCAGAGCGAGGUCCCUCCAUACGAGUCCCGCAUCACCACGGCCAAACUGCUCUUGGAGUGCGAGGAAUACGAGAUGGCGGUCGAUGUGUUGGAGGAUCUUCUGGAGGAGGAUGAUGAAGUCGUCCAGGUGUGGUAUCUCUCCGGCUGGGUGUGCUACCUCCAGCUGGAGAAGGCGAAAGAGCAGCAAGAAAGAGAGCGAAGAGAGCUGACCGAGGAGGAGACGGAGGAGUGGAAGGCAUUGAAGGAGGCGGCCAGAACGUACCUGACCAAUGCAAAGAAGCUGUACAGUAAGCUGCGAUGUGAUGACCAGCCGAUGUUGGAGCACGUGGAGCAGCUACUUGGCGAGCUCGGUGGGGAGAUGGAGGGAGAGGAGGGAGACCCGGUCUUGGAUGACGAUUAUGAACCCUGUAGCGAUGAGGAGGAGGACGAGGCGGAUGCACCCAUGGAACACUGACCGCAGCCCGCUCGCUCAUACUCUGUGAUUUAAUUUUUCCCCAUUAUGCUUCCCUCUAGCUUAAAUGUUCUGGUGCCCCCUCAGAAGUGCCUUUUUACUGGUUAUCCUUUCACACCCGCUUAUCAAAUAUGGAAUUUGAAUUGGGAAAAAAAAAAAAAAAAAGAAGAGUGGCAUUAAAAGCUGCAGUGUACUCAAUCUCUCUCAGUCAGUUGUUUAAUGCUUAUGGUGAAAUGAGUGCAUACUUGAGUAAUGCUUCCCUUAAUCUCCUUGACAGACGUUGAUGAGAGAAAUUAGUUGUAGAGCUUUACUCCUCACAAGCAGCAAAAGCAAAAACACCUUUGAAUGCUUUCACCUUCAUAUAUAUACACCCACGCAUCGUUUUCUGCAGGCAGACAUCGGAACACGUGCAUUCACACACAAACAAAAGCUCCACAGCGGUUACUUGAGCUGUUCAUCAAGUGCAACAGCAGCAGCGUUUCUCAUUCUGACUGCAGCAGAUUGAAAUAUCUCAUCAGGGUCUGAGUGGUUAUUAGGAAAGUUAAUGCUUCCUCUACAUGUACCAGUUCUAACAAUCCAAGUUUAUCUGCAAUUCUUGAAUUUUUGUGCUAUUCUGUUUAUUCUCCCGCUUUGGAUUUUUUAGCCCUUUUUUUUUUUUUUUUGUUAAGCCAUUUGAUU